Ilyonectria robusta is the source of this 898-nucleotide messenger RNA. RefSeq lists its product as uncharacterized. The transcript is spliced from 2 exons. Lineage: Eukaryota; Fungi; Ascomycota; Sordariomycetes; Hypocreales; Nectriaceae. The coding region runs from base 307 to 651 and encodes 114 amino acids. The record is from RefSeq and is a predicted model, not a curated record.
UUUUUUUUCCCCUAUGUGCUUAGUAUCUUGGAUUUAGGAAGGAGUGUAGGCUUCAGGCCUAAGAUAUCCCCCCCUUCAACUUCGAGCAGAGGAGCAAGACGGUAGGGGACUGAGAGGUGGUGAUGUUGAUGCUACCCUACAGUAAACCGAUAUCGGUAACCACAUCUCAUCAUCACUUUGCAAUAUGCAAGGUCUUUAUGAAAUCACACCGACGUCAGGGAUCUCCCGCCAUGAUCCUGGCUAUAUUCGCAUCCGAUUCAUUUUACAGCCCAUCGCAGACGAUUUCGUCCCCUUGAGCGCAACCCCAUGACGCCCGGGCCGGAACUUACGGAGCUCAAGUGGCAUGACAACAUGAAAAAAAGAUCCUGCAUCUGCCGGCAGGGCUGGUGGGGGGCUGCCAAAUCCCGAGCUUGCCGGGUCUUUGCGAUAAUCGAUGGUUGUGGUCAUGGUGUUGUGAUAUGUCGCGGUACUUGUCUCAGUGCGCAGGUUAAGCUUCACUGUAUGCCUACCUACCCUAAAGGAUUGUUCGUCACUGCUGGCGGUGUGAUGGUUCCGCGGGACAUUGGGCUGACAAAUGGUCUGCGUCAAGGUGUUAUAGCAUCGACCGGGAUGAGACAAAGCCCUUGUAUCGGUACUCGCGCGUCGUUGUGAUGUCUUUCACGUCAUCGACGCCGGCUGUCCAACCACCAAGCCGCAUCAACACUUUCUCGCACGGCUGUCACGAGAUGUUGCCCAUCCUACUUCUCCCCUCCAGGGUUUUGCCCAAUCGGCGUUGGUGGAAGUCAACAGCUUAUGCACUUGUGAGGCCAGAGGAGUGAAAGCUCCUGGCAGGGGAGUGUGAUCGGAGCAUGCGAAUGACGAAGGUAUGAGCAAGGGCUUCUAUAUAAGACUAUGUAAG